CUCCUACCCCUUUCAUUUUCUACUGUGUUCUCAAUUUUCAUUUUCUAGAAUUUCUAGAGACUUCUUAGAAUAUUAUCAUCACAAAAUGGGCGAGAAGAAGAGUAAGAAGAAUGAAGGAGGAGAGAAGAAGAAUAACAGUGGAGAAGUAGUGGAGAAGAAGGAAGGAGGAGAGAAGAAGAACGAUGGAAACUUAACUGUUGUUCUGAAAUCGGAUUUUCAUUGUGAAGGCUGUGUUACUAAAGUUGUCAAAGCGAUUCGAAGCUUUGGAGGUGUGGAGAAAGUUACGUGCGAUGCUGAUUCGAAAAAGUUGACGGUAAUCGGAAAAGUUGAUCCGGUGAUGUUAAGAGAGAAAGUUGAACAGAAAACACACAAACAUGUUGAACUUGUCUCGCCGGUACCGAAAAAGGACGGCAAGGGAAAAGGAGGAGGCGGCGACGGCGACGGUGGUGCCGGAGAAGAGAAGAAGAAACAGAAUAAGGAAAAGGAGAACAAAGGAGGAGGAGAAGACAAAAAGACCAAAGAGAAAGAGCCUCCGAUCACAACGGCGGUGCUGAAGGUGCGUCUCCAUUGUCAAGGAUGUAUACAGAAGAUCUCCAAAAUUGUCACCAAAUUCAAAGGGUACAAGGAGAUGAAAAUAGACAAGCAAAAGGAUUUGGUGACUGUGACAGGGUCAAUGGACAUGAAAGAGUUGGCGGAGGUGUUGAAGAAACAUUUGAAGAAGGAAGUUGAAAUUGUUCCGCCGAAGAAAGAAGGCGGAGAUAAGAAAGAGAAAGGUGGUGACGGUGGUGGUGGUGAAAAUGGAAAAGGUGGCAAUGGCGGUGGUAAAGGGAAAGGAAAGGGCGGGGAAGGCAAUGGCGAAGGAAAGGGUAAGGUGAAGGAUGAGGUAGGCGGUGGUGGCGAUGGUGGUGGAGAGAUGAUAAUGAAUAAUAAUGUAGGCAAUGGUAUGCAGAUGAUGCAGCAGCAAGUCCAAUUUGGGUAUCCAUACCCGUAUAUGUACGGGUCUGUUUAUCCAGCUGACCAGCUUCAGAACCCGUACCCGGUAUCAGUUCAUGCCCCUCAGCUCUUUAGUGAUGAGAAUCCAAAUGCUUGCAGUAUUAUGUGAUGAUCAUGAGAAUGGAAAAUAAUCAGAACUCUUUUUUUGGCAGAAGUUUAAUUAUGAUAAUUUUAGAGAAAUCAAAGCUAAAAACUUGUAGAUAAAGAGAAGAGGGCCUGGUGAUAAUUAUUAUUAGUACUAGUAUUAAUCAUAAUAUGUAUGUAAUUAGGUUCUAAAAAUGGGUCAAAUGUUCUAAAAUUAGAUAAUGAUUAUUAUUAGUUUUUUAAGAUGGCCUUUCCACUACUAGUUGUGGCUUAGUUCUGAACUUGUAAAAUUUCUUAUCUUGUUUCCAAUUUUUGUAUGUUAAUUUAGUGAAUCAACUCUAGUUGUAGCCA
This is a messenger RNA of Solanum dulcamara, 1428 nucleotides long. RefSeq names its product heavy metal-associated isoprenylated plant protein 3-like. NCBI's taxonomy places the organism in Eukaryota, Viridiplantae, Streptophyta, Magnoliopsida, Solanales, Solanaceae. Bases 86 to 1102 code for a protein of 338 amino acids. The record is from RefSeq and is a predicted model, not a curated record. The transcript is spliced from 5 exons. Gene Ontology annotation, molecular function: metal ion binding.